AUGGCGAAAACAUUCGACUUCGAGAUGUACCGCUACACCCCCUCCCUCACGGGGGCAAUAGUAGGCAUCAUUGUUUUCAGCAUCCUUGCUGGCCUUCAAUUCUGGCAAUGGCUACGGUGCAGAAAGACAAUCGUCAUCUGGCUAUUCGUUGGAGCAAUCUGCGAAAUCGCUGGCUAUGGUGCACGAAUCGGUUCACACUACGACACCAAAGGCUGGGCCCCAUUCAUCAUCCAGGGAGUUCUCCUCUUAGUCGGCCCAUUGUUCUUCGCAGCCACUAUCUACAUGUUCCUUGCCCGCACCAUCCGUGUAGCUGGUGGUGAGGAGGUCUCCAUCGUCAAGCCAAAAUGGUGCACUCGAAUCUUUGUUGGAGCAGAUAUAAGCACUCUCGUCGUCCAGGGUUUGGGUGCUAGCAUCAUGGGAACCAUGAAGUUGGCUCUCGCCAUUGCGGGCGAGAAGAUCGUGAUCGCCGGUCUCGCUCUCCAGGUCGCGACGUUCGUCUUCUUCGUCAUCACUUCUGCCGACUUCCAUAUCCGCAUGAACAGGAAGAGCCGACAGAUGAAUGCCGUCGAUGGCUCUGAUGACUGGCGAAAGAUGCUGCGCAUUUUGUAUAUUACCAGCUCCCUCAUCCUGUUCCGAUGUAUCUUUCGUCUCAUCGAAUACGCUAUGGGAAAUGCCUCGUAUCUCAUGUCGCAUGAGUGGACUCUGUAUACUUUCGACACAGUACCUAUGGCGUUGGUACUUGUGCUUAUGCUGGUAUUGAAUCCAGCAAAGUAUGUUCCCCAGGAUAUUACGAAACAAAGGAGUCCGAGUAGCUCGGACGAGGAGCAAUUGGGCACUGUACGGGACCAGUACCUUGGAGAGCGAAAGUAA
Messenger RNA from Aaosphaeria arxii CBS 175.79, 870 nucleotides. Its product is annotated as RTA1-domain-containing protein. Gene Ontology annotation, cellular component: membrane. The record is from RefSeq and is a predicted model, not a curated record. Lineage: Eukaryota; Fungi; Ascomycota; Dothideomycetes; Pleosporales. The transcript is spliced from 3 exons. The coding region runs from base 1 to 870 and encodes 289 amino acids.